Corythoichthys intestinalis (scribbled pipefish) is the source of this 3559-nucleotide messenger RNA. It is a transcript of the gene tom1l2a, whose product is annotated as TOM1-like protein 2. Gene Ontology annotation, biological process: signal transduction. The coding region runs from base 288 to 1853 and encodes 521 amino acids. Gene Ontology annotation, molecular function: clathrin binding; ubiquitin binding; phosphatidylinositol binding. Lineage: Eukaryota; Metazoa; Chordata; Actinopteri; Syngnathiformes; Syngnathidae. The record is from RefSeq and is a predicted model, not a curated record. The transcript has 17 exons. Gene Ontology annotation, cellular component: membrane; endosome.
GACGCAAUUAACGCACAUGUCCCGCUCAGAAAGUAUUCUGCCUUUUGGUAAGUUUUACAGCAAGGCUUUUUGCGCUGUCCAACAGCGAACUCUUGUGGUCGCUUUGCGACAUGGUUUAUUAUUUUCUUCUUUUCUUUCUUCAUUAUGGCUGCACGACGUCUCGGGCUGAUAAUGUUGUGCUUAUAUGAUCCUUGGACAAGAUUUGUCCGAUUGCUCGGAAGGCCGGGCUUCGGAGUACAGCCUCUUGGCCUCCGCCUCUCACUCUUAGCGGAUUUUAUGUUGUCAAAAUGGAGUUCUUACUUGGAAAUCCGUACAGCACUCCUGUGGGACAAUGUGUAGAGAGAGCCACAGAUGGAGGCCUCCAGAAUGACGACUGGGCCCUCAACAUGGAGAUCUGUGACAUCAUAAAUGAGACCGAUGAAGGACCCAAAGAUGCCAUGAGAGCGCUGAAGAAACGACUCAGCGGCAACAGGAAUUACAGAGAAGUCAUGCUGGCGCUAACGGUCGUGGAGACAUGUGUGAAGAACUGCGGCCACAGGUUUCAUGUGCAGGUCGCCAACAGAGACUUCAUUGAUGGUGUUUUGGUCAAAAUUAUCUCCCCUAAAGCGAAUCCUCCAACAAUUGUGCAAGAUAAAGUGCUGUCGCUCAUACAGGCUUGGGCUGAUGCCUUCCGAAGUAGUCCUGAUCUUACUGGUGUGGUCCACGUCUAUGAGGAACUGAAGAGGAAGGGCAUGGAGUUCCCCAUGGCAGAUUUAGAUGCACUAUCCCCCAUCCACACACCCCAGCGGGGCACGCCUGAAAUUGACCCCGCCAUGAUCAAGUACCUGGCCCCUGCAAACACUGCUGCAUCUCCCAGACCUGCCACAAACUCACCUGCCAGGCAGGUCUCUCCACAUGGACCCAUCACAGCAACUCCAGAACAGGUGGCUCGAUUGCGUAGCGAAUUGGACAUAGUGAGGGGCAACAUUAAAGUCUUGUCAGAGAUGCUCACCGAGUUGGUUCCAGGCCAGGAGGAUGGAUCUGACCUAGAACUACUCCAGGAGCUGCACAGGACAUGCAGAGCAAUGCAACAGCGAGUGGUUGAGCUGAUCUCGCGUGUGUCCAACGAGGAAGUGACCGAGGAAUUGCUCCACGUCAACGAUGACCUCAACAACAUAUUCCUCCGUUACGAGAGGUAUGAGAGGUACAGGUCUAGCGCUCAGAAAAAAGGGAUUGUAGGUGACAGCACAGAUGACAACCUGAUAGAUUUGGGUCCCGGUUCCCCUGCAGUGGUUACACCCGGUCCACCAACUCAAAGCACCGCGGGAGCUGCGGCCUCCCCAGCCCGGAAGGCCGCAGCGGCCUCGCUGUCCUCUGCAAUGGCCAGUCUUGAUGUCAAGCCUACGACCCUACCCAGUCAAAAACAGGACGACUUCGACAUGUUUGCCCAGACUCGUAGCAGCUCUCUGGCUGAGCAGCGCAAAAAUGUCAAGUACGAAGACCCUCAGGCUAUAGGAGGUCUGGCUUCAGCAUUGGAUGUCAGACAGCACAACACGGGAAUGCUGAGGUUAGAAGGGGAUGAUAACCCAGCAGAUCAGGAGCUGCCCAUAGACAGCUGGCUUAUCACGCAAGGAAUGAUCCCAGUAUCGCAGUCCUCUGUCAUGGAUGACAUAGAGGAGUGGCUCUGUGCUGAUGUGAAAGGUGAUCCUCCAGAUGAAGGCGUCACCAGUGAAGAGUUUGAUAAAUUCCUGGAGGAGCGAGCAAAGACUUCAGACACAUCUCCCCCUGAGGACAACCCAGCUCAUCCUGCCCGCGCUCCCGUCGGUUCUCACAAGAAACAAGAACGGACGGAAGACGCCCUCUUUGCCUUGUAGACUCUGUAUUUGGUCAUUUAAUGUGGGAUGUAGUGACGCCUUACUUCACAUUUAUAAUGCGCCACCAGACGAUGGCCUAACUCCAUUCAUUGUAAGGAUGUAUGUACACAAGUGUUAAUAUCAUGCUAAUUGCUAAUGUCCGCAUGUAUUAUUUGAAAGGUUUGGUCUAUUUUUUUAGGUAAUGGAAAAUAUUUUGAAUCACUUAAUUUUGCACUUAACAUUUUUUAACUCCUGGGCUGCCACUGACGAUGAUAGAUGUCCAAUCAAUUUUGACUGGGAGGGCAGACAGCUCGGCCGGCGCCAAAUUUCUUUGGUGGUGGGGGGGGGGGGUGCCUGAAAAAUAUUCUUAUGCCAUGCUUCCCGUAUGUUUUCUAACAUACUCCAGUUCAUAGGCUACAUAUUAAAAAUAUUUGCUGUUUCUGACCUGAAUUGGAUUAGCCACCUGCUAUGUUGUACCUCUCACGAGGCAGGGAGGAUCAGUUUGUGCUUACAGUUACAGUGUAUGAGCAAAUCCAUUCAGACACAAUAAAUCAAUUAAUAAAUAAAUCAAACAUCAUUCAAAAUCACGGUUUCAGAACAAAACUAAAAUUGUCACAUAACAACAAACCAAGUAGCAUAACUAACAAUCAAUGAAACAACUGGAACAGUAACUGAAGAAAAAAUUUGCACAAAACAUGAACUUGGAACGAUAUUUAUAGCGCCGCAUUGCAUGGUGGGAGGCAUGAGGCAGGAGUGGCAAUACAUACACUUUCACCUAGGGCAUCUAGGCACCUAGAGCUGGCAACAAUCAUUCGCUACCAGCCCCUCCAAAUCAGAAUGGAUUAAAUGUCUAUUUUCAGCCAUUGAGUCAACUUAACUAUAGGCUAGAAUACAAAUAAAAUAGGAAUAAAAAUGUCAGCUUCCAAUACUUUGUGAAAUUGUCAUUAAUUACCUUAAUAUAAACUAAUGACAUUUUCAAAGAUACAUCAUUGGCUAUACAUAAUAUACCUCAAAGAACAAAAAUGUAGGAAAAAUGUUUUUUCUUUGUUGUGCUAUGCAGAAAGAAGGGCAAUGUGUGUACUACCUUCCCCUUAUAAUGUAUAUAUAUUUGUACCAUUAAUUAUAUUGAUAGCACAAUUACUACUUUUCUUUGUUUUUUUUUAAUAAUUCGCACGUCCUGGGAAUUUCAAAAAUCCUCCAAAAAUGUCUUAAUUCCAGCACUUUUAACCUUCUGGUUUUAAUUUUGUUCUGCACUAAUAUUUUUUCAGCUUAAGACCAAAAACGCUUGUUAAUCAAAUGCAGUAUUGUCGGAAUAUUCCACUGGAUUUGUUAUUGACCCGAAGACUUAUUUGCCUACAUAUUUUGCAUAACUUUUAAACAUUUUAUUGUACUUUGUUAAGCUUUAACAUUGUUUUAUACAUACACUAUGUAGACUAGAAUUACCAAACUGAGCAGUAACUUGAGUAAUGUAACAGUCAUUGUGUAAACUGUUAGCAAACAAGCUAAACAUGUGACCUGAGGUUUUAAAAAGUAUUUAAAAUGUUGAUUGGUGUUGUGUUUUCGACUAUCAAAUAUCAGGUUCAGUGUUGGGGAAAAAAACGUAACUGUAUAUUGUUUUUUUUUUUUUGUUGAGUUUUUUGGACAUCCUCUUUGGGCUGCCAUUGCUGACUGUCACGUAUUUGUGAGACUUAAUGCACAUUUGUAACUGCCCAAUAAAACAUGCGAGA